This is a messenger RNA of Ctenopharyngodon idella (grass carp), 3974 nucleotides long. RefSeq names its product zinc finger, SWIM-type containing 7 (gene zswim7). The transcript has 6 exons. Bases 30 to 428 code for a protein of 132 amino acids. Gene Ontology annotation, biological process: double-strand break repair via homologous recombination. Gene Ontology annotation, molecular function: zinc ion binding. Lineage: Eukaryota; Metazoa; Chordata; Actinopteri; Cypriniformes; Xenocyprididae. The record is from RefSeq and is a predicted model, not a curated record. Gene Ontology annotation, cellular component: Shu complex.
GACCAUAGGUGGCGGUAUAAACCAACAGUAUGUUAUACGUCAUACAAACUACUGAAGAAGAAGAGCGUCAAACGACCCGGUGGUGUGGGAAAGACGUACACGAUUUCAGGUACAUUAUGGACUCAUCUCUGCUUUCUGUUGCUGAGCAGCUUCUGAAAGACCUUCAGAGAACUUGCUCUGAGACAAACCAGAUACCAGAUGACCUACUAAUAGCAUUGCGAUUUGUGUUUGGCCCUUGUGCUCUUCAGGCGUUGGACCUGGUGGACCAACGCUCUGUCACAUGUGUGUCAUCUCCCAGCAGUCGAAAGGCUUUUCAGGUAUUAGGUGGAUCAGGACAUAUGUACAUGUGCUUCACAUCCUGUCACUACUGCCCAUGCCCCGCCUUCUCUUUCACUGUGCUCAGGAGAAACGAGAGUCUGACGAUUUGAGAAUUAUAGUGACCAGAUAUUGGCACACAUUGGACUGCAUGCAUAUGAUACUGAGAUCACUGACUGGAUACAGGAAAGUGUUUUUUUUUCCCUUUCUUUUUUUUCUCCAGUGAAGAAACACCAAAUGCCAGGUAAGUGAUGUUCACAUAUAUCUUUGAACAGGAUUUAUUUCCAGGUAUAACUGUGUACUCAAAAUGUGUCUUUGACUCUCAUUCAUAUAGUUAACUAUAUUUUAAAUAAACAAACAAAAAAAUUCUAUAUUUCUUUUGUCAUUGCAUUCUUUUUUAGUUCACCCAGUCACAUUCCUGACUGAAUGGCUCAUUAUGCGGCUCAUUAGGGGCAGGGUCUUAAUCUCCUCAGGUGUGAAUCAUAACAUUAUUCAUGAAGAGUCACGCCUCUUUGCAUAUAACCUGUCUAAACAAAAAGUGUCUUAGAAAUUUAAAAUCAAUACAUUGUUUUAUGCGUCCGAGUAGGCAGAAUGAUUUUUACAUCAUUGUGAAGCAAAAACUCUAGGCUAAAAUAUACAGUUCCCAAAAGUCUUGUGAAAAAAAAUGUUUAGUAUGUGUUUUGAGGCCUUAUUUCAAUGACUUUUUUCAUAUACGUAAUUCUCUCAAAAAUAAAAACAUGUACAUACGCUCACAUAUUAUUGUAGCCUAGUUUCUGCUGAAUACAGUGUAAUGAGACUUUUGUCAUAAAUAUGUUUAUAAGCAACUGAAAAAAGCACAAAUGUCAGGGCAUGUCAAAACUACUCCAGACCCCAAAUCAGUCUCAGACCCCAGAGGGUUAAGUACAAAUUUUCAGUACUCUUUCCACCACUGUGAAAGACUAAUCUCAUACUACCCUGCUGAAAAAUCCAGAAUCUCUGGUCACCAGCAUUAGGUAUGUUUUGCAAGCUCGGUUUAUUCAGGGAUUUUUUUUUAGAAAAAUAUUUAAAUUAAAAAAACAAAGAGAGGCUUAAAAUAAUCUUUGUGAAAAUACUGACACCACAAGAUGCCCUCUACUGAUAGACGAUUUAUAUAAUAACAUUCCCAUUUGUGAGGACAAUUUGUGAACCAACAUUUCCAAUGGAGUGUUCCCACAAUGUUUGUUGUAAUUAUUCUUGGCAGAAUAAUUUAACCAGACUUACUGGUUGCACGAAGGAGGUACUUCUGGGGAUUUCACAAUUAGAAGACCCACAAAACUGUUUACUCUUUUAAAAAUUAGUUGAUAAAUAUACUUGGUUCUUUAACUUUAUAAUAGCUUUAUAACUUCUUUUUUAUUAUAUUUUUGUUAGGAUAUUACAAUGUUUAUAUACACUACCAUUAAUGUUUUUGUAAGAAGUCUGUUUUGCUCACCAAAGCUGUAAUUGUUUGAUCAAAAAUACAGUAAAAACAGUAAUAUUGUGAAUUUGUUUUUUACAAUUUGAAAUAUAUAUUUUCUAUUUUAAUGUAUUUUAAAAAUCCAAUUUAAAGGUGAAUUUUUAGCAGCCAUUACUCUGGUCUUCAAGGUCACAUGAUCCUUCUGAAAUCAUUCUAAUAUGCUGAUUUGGUGCUCAUGAAACAUUUCUCAUUGUUAUCAAUGUUGCAAACUUUUUUUUGGAAACCAUGAUACAUUUUUGUCAGGAUUUGAUGAACAGAACAGAGUUUAUUUGGAAUAGAUUUUUUUUUUUUUAACGUAAAAGGCUAUCACUUUUGAUCAAUUUAAUGAUGAAUUAAUUUCCUUGCUGAAUAAAAGUAUAAAUUUUCUUUAAAAAAUAAUAAUAACAAGUACAUACUGAUAACAAUUUUAAAUACAUACUGUAUAUAGGUUGCAAUAUAAAGUAUAUAAAAAAUAUGGUGACAUAAACUUGGCACAAAUGGCAGAAAGAACCAUUUGACUCUAUACUCCUGAAAUUUAAACUUCAAGAAAAAUCAUUUAAAGUGCAUGAAACGGUCCUGUUUUAUCACUGGCCAUUCACACCUCAGAUCUGAAAAAGAGUCAAGACAUGUGCAUGUAAAGCUGUGGAAAAGUGGGAGUGUAGUGGGUGAGAAGAGAAAAGACAACAACCAAUAAAUCAGACCUACAACACAUCAUACAGACAAAUGAAUAUAAAAUAUGAGUCAAGAAAAACAAACAAACAAACAACAGAGCUGAGGGCACCUUGAUGUAUUUUUAAAUAUAUAACCCUAAACAAAGCUCACCGGUAGAAUAAGCACAACACCCAAACCGGACACCUAAUAUGCCAUAGAGAUAGCACCUGUCACCCAAUAAGACCUCAUCCUCAGCAGUCUGGUCCUGGGCAAAUCAUGAGCCAAUGCGUCCACUCCCAGAGGCAAUGGAGGAGAUAGAGAGAACCAGAGAAGACAAUGGCUACAUUUACAUGCACCCAAAUAAUCCAUAUUGACGGCUCAAUCGGAUUGAAAAACGUUCAUGUAAACACCUUAAUUGAUCCGAUUGAGCUCGAUCCGAAUAAAAUUUUGAUCGGAUUGGAAGGGGUGGUUUAUUCCUUUUCUAAUCCGAUCCAACAGCAAAAAAUGACAAUGUGAACACUUGAAUCCGACUACUUUCUCAAUUGUAUUCAGAAGUCUUUGGGGCACAUGUGCAGUGCAAUGUUGACACGCAUUACGCAGUGCGCAAGUUCAUGUCCAUGUCUUUAGUUGUAAAGAUUUAAGGGCCAUUCACAUAUCGUGUCUAAAAACGUGUGGAAAGCGCGUUUUUAGACACGCUUUCUCCUCCUUUCUACAAGAGCUUGCACUCCCAUGGCAUCUGUCAUUGCUAUGCAACCAUGAACUGCGCUCUCUACGAUGACGAGGAAAUAUCAGCAAAGAAUUAUUUGAUUUCUAGCCCUUGCAUUAGCUUUACUACUAGAUAUAUUUAUGGAGAUGAGAAAUAAAAACCCACCCUGUACAGCUAUGACCAGCUGUUCGUCUGAGCUUUCGGUGUUGUUACGGAAAGGCCGAAGCUGAUCAGUUGGUUCUUGUCACAUGACCUGUGGUGCGUAUGUGGCAUUCUAAAAAGUUUAGAUGUUCGAUGCGUUCCAAAUGGGAUAUAUCGCCCUUCGGAGUGAAAACAAUCAUGGCCGCCAUAUUGAAGGGUCGUUCCAAACCGAAGUGCUCAAAACUGGCCACUCCAAAGGGCCCUUCGGGAUGAAGGUUUUUGAAGGGUACAACUGAUGGACACUCCAGGCCCCCAUGAUCCUUUGCACAGGGAAGUUGUUGGACGUCACAGAAUAGGUACAGGAGGCUCGAAGUUCGAUUUUACCUAUAAAUGUAUGUAUAGUAUUUUUCUAUACUACUGUAAUAUUUAUACGAGUUAGAUUUGGUACAUUAUUAUGGUCAAAAUGACGUUGUACUUGAACAAAAAUACUUUACAGCUACCUUUAUCAGUCCAUUCAAAUGUUUCAAAUACAUAGACACAUAUACACUGGCAGUAGCUUAUAAUGUUACUACAGUAAAAUAAUGCGUAUUAAUACAAAGAGUACACCAGGGGGAAAAAGACGGAGACAUCUCCUUGAUUGUCUUGUUAAGAUGACGCAGAAGUGCGUUUCAAAAAAAAAAAAAAAAAAAAAAAAAAAAAAUUUUUUUACCC